Molecule: messenger RNA, 1106 nt
Organism: Caenorhabditis elegans
Lineage: Eukaryota; Metazoa; Nematoda; Chromadorea; Rhabditida; Rhabditidae
Gene: pals-15
Product: DUF4200 domain-containing protein
Exons: 4
Coding region: 7-1071 (354 amino acids)
Source: RefSeq, marked reviewed
AGAAGAAUGGGUUUUUACGAGGAUUUCUUCGCCAACACUUAUCCACUAAAAGAUUACAGAUUCACUAAAAAUAUGGAACACCAACGACGGAGCCCACAAGAAACUGAAAAAUAUUACGAAGAACAAAAGAAAAUUUUGAGAAAUGUUCAGCACAAGAAGCUAUUGGAGAAACAAGAAGCGAACAGCAGCGCAUUAAGAUAUGCACUUCAAAGGUUCAGCCUAGAGAAGGAACAUCUUGAGAACUCCAUUAAAAAAUCAAAAAAUAUGAGAAAUCAAUCCGAGGAGGCAUACCUAUCCGAACUUAAACGCCAGGGAUUGGAAAAACACGCCGCAAAUGUAAAACACCAAGAAACAAUGUUAAGAAUGAGUUGCUCAACCGAACUGGAUAAUCGAAGACUGCAGCUGGAACAUCAAGCUGAACGUGACAGGAUCAAUUUGGAAUCUGAAAUGAAGAAAGGGAAGUUAGCGGAGGCUAAGAGAAACGAUAAACUUGAAAAACACUUUAAUGAUGUCGUUCAAAACGCGAAGAGAGCGGGCUCAUCGUUAUUAACUGCAGUGGUGUGUUUAAUUGAAUUGGUGCAAAAUAAAGCUGGAGAAGAUUCGAAAACCAUUGCAAAUCGUCAGAUUGCAUUGAGUGGUGUGAAGAAUGAAUUUUAUAAAUUGGCGGAAGCAUCUGAAGACAUUUCAAAACUCCAGGGGAUUAACUGCAUAGAAGACAAAAUCAACAAAAACGUUGCAGUAGAGAUUUUCAGUGAAAUAGCCGAUGCUCGAAAUUGCAUGAACACAUUUGUGGACUCCUUUGAAAAUGAAAAAAUAUCGUUUAAAACUUUGCAAGUCUUCAGGAGAAGAAUAGAGGUUUUAAUAGCACUUCUAGACUUUCUGGUGGAAAUUGAACGGAAAAAUCAUGCUGCUAACGUGAUCAAUGACAGCGAGCACUUCGCGUUUAAUAACAUAAGAAGGAGAGUGCCAGUGUGGAAACUUCUAUCAAUAGACAUGUUCCUCUACAUUUUGUUAAUUUUUUCCACUUUUCAUUUCUAUCGAUAUGUUUUUCUCAAGGCUAAUAUUUUGUAGCAUCCCAUUAUAGCAUCGAAUGAGCACCAAUAAAU